GAGACGCGACGACGGCGCGGAAAGGGUGCGGAGAGCAGAGCGGGAGAACAUGGUGGUAAGGAAAGAGAAAUGAAAGCGAAGUUUCUUUAGAGGCCGUUUCUCUCCGAUGAUGGAACUGAAGGUUAGGGUUACGACGUCACUGCCGUUUCGGAACAUCUCUCAUCCCUCUCAUGGCCACGGAUUUCUGGUCCAGCUCACACUACAAUAGAUGGAUCGUGGAUCGGACGACGUUGAGGAAUGCGCGUGCUGACGACGUGCAGUACGUGGACGACCCAGAGUACCUGGAUUUCCUUGCCAUCUAUUUCGCAGAGCUUCUGGCCAAACUAGGCAAGAAACUGAACUUCGUGCAGCGUACGGUGGCGACAGCGACGAUGUUCUUCCGACGAUUCUACCUCAAGAACUCCUACUGCGAGACGGAUCCGUUCAUGGUCGCUGCUGCGUGCUGCUAUGUUGCUGCGAAAGCGGAAGAGUGUCCUGUGCAUAUAAAGACUGUUGUUCACGACGCGAGGCACAUCUUUGCCCAGGAUCCCUAUGGAGUCAAGAACUUUCCGUCCGACAACUCAAAGCUUGCUGAGAUGGAGUUUUAUCUGGUUGAUGACCUGGAGUGCGAUCUCGUCAUCUACCAUCCGUACCGCGCUCUUCUCGCGCUCUGCAAGCCUAUGAACUCCACGGAUCCGGAUAAGGACGACUUUGGGGUCAACCUGGACGACGGGACACGCUACUGGGGCACAGGCGAGGGCCAGCUCGAUCUUCCCAGCAACGGACUGCAAACAGCCUGGUUCAUCAUCAACGACACAUACCGGUCCGAACUCUGUCUCCUGUACCCGCCACAUCUCAUCGCUAUCGCUGCGAUAUACCUCACCUGUGUCUUUCACCCGCCUACGCAGGACUCUGUCGCGGCAUCCAUCGCCGCAGGGGCUACUGCACCUGAAGCCCCACCCCGUCGAUCGUCGCGCCAGUCCGGUGGGGCGGAGCGCAAGAAACCGGCUCCAGACCCUGUCACCUUCCUGGCUGGUCUCAACGUUUCCCUCCCGCUCGUGGCAUCUAUCGCGCAGGAGAUCCUGGGCAUGUAUUCGCUCUGGGAGCGAUAUCUGGAGGGCGGCGCGGCGAGCAGCGUCGCCACGACCCCCGCAUCGCCGGGCGAGGACGAUCCUGUGACGACCAUGGUCACACCGAUGACCAUCACGCUCGUUCUGGCCAAGAUGCGCGAGGCACGGUUCGUGGAUUUGCGAGAGACGCAACUUUCGGAUGUAGUCCCCAGGAACAGGGUGGUUGAGAGAACGCAGGCAGCAGGAUGAUGCCCGUUUGUUCGAAUUUGUUCAUUGUAUCUUAACCCAGUGUAUGAGCAGACAAGGUCGGAGCCCCGCACAAUACGAAUAGCAGCGUCCCCCAUGCGUCUCGCGUCGGGACGAUAACGCGCAACAUUGCCAUGAUGCAGAGUAUCACUAUCCGUGCCUGGGGAAUUCAAUAGCGGCUCACUUAUCGAGUGAUGGUCGCCUUGUGGUCCCGAAUAUCUCUAUUCAAGUUCGCGGGUCUCAAGGAGAGAUUGUGAUUGUACACAUGUUGAUUACUGCAGAUGGCUAUGCGAUGCUGCACCUAUAAAACCCACCCAGAAACCCACUCAUUGGCAGCUCUCACUCACACACCUACACCAUGCAGUUCUCCGUCUCCCGCAUCGCGCUCCUCGUUGUAGCCUUCGCCAUCGGCGCACAGGCCGUCCCAGCCGUUGAGAACCGCCACUGCGGUCGCGCGACCUGCACCAUCGUUGAUGGCGAGGAAGUUUGCAUCCCGUGCUGAUUCGUGAGUGGACCGGUCAGAAGGCAAGCGGCUGGCUGAUGUGCCCUACAGAACCAGCACAUUGCUGGCUUACUCAGCGGACACCAGUAGACUCAUUGAUAACUUUGUGCGAAUCGAACUCACUCAAAUACUGUUGGAGAACAUCGAGUCACGCGUGUGUUAGUUUCCUACAGGUCGUGUGAGAACACUGUCUGUAAGUCU
Mycena citricolor is the source of this 1998-nucleotide messenger RNA. The record is from the annotation of a GenBank genome assembly. NCBI's taxonomy places the organism in Eukaryota, Fungi, Basidiomycota, Agaricomycetes, Agaricales, Mycenaceae.